Messenger RNA from Thunnus maccoyii (southern bluefin tuna), 932 nucleotides. RefSeq names its product C-X-C motif chemokine 10-like. The coding region runs from base 16 to 486 and encodes 156 amino acids. Gene Ontology annotation, biological process: inflammatory response; chemokine-mediated signaling pathway; neutrophil chemotaxis. Gene Ontology annotation, cellular component: extracellular region. The transcript has 4 exons. The record is from RefSeq and is a predicted model, not a curated record. NCBI's taxonomy places the organism in Eukaryota, Metazoa, Chordata, Actinopteri, Scombriformes, Scombridae. Gene Ontology annotation, molecular function: chemokine activity; CXCR chemokine receptor binding.
UGAGGGGGGAGGAGCAUGAGUAUAAAACAGCAACAUGUGGUUCAGAGGCUCAGUGUCAAUGCUCAGCUUGUCUCCAGUAUGAAGCUUUAUUUUCAGUCAGUCUGUCAGAUCGCCCUCCUGGUGCUCUGCUGUGUAAUGAUCACAGUGAGAGAGUCAGACAGCGCGUUUGUCCCGGGAAGAUGUUUGUGUCCACAGACGCAGCCGGGUGUCAGAGGGCAACUUGUGGAGCUCGCGGUCUACCCCAAAAGCCCCAGCUGUAACAAAUUCACAGUCAUAGUGACGCUGAAGAGCAACAAUGAGCCAGUGUGUCUGAAUCCAGACCAACGGAUGGGCAAACAGCUGAUUCGCUGCUGGAAUAGGGCUCAUAAACUGGGUCGUGAUGUGAAGCUGUGCCUGAAGAGGAGAAGGAGGAGAGGCAGAGGCCAGCGCCCUCAGCAGAGGAGCCAAGGUCACAGCAGGAGGGCCUCCUCCUCUAACUCCCAAUAGUCAAGCUGCCUGACAAAUGAUAGAGACCUACUGUGUGAAGGAAAGUGUGUUCAUGGUAAUUCUUGCCCCAUUGCAGUCUUUAACUGCAGACCCAGGUCAUCAGUGACUGUUAAAAAGAACAGCAUGCCUCUAAGUUUUUUACUCUCUCUAUAAAUGUCAGGCAGCUCAGACGUUGUCUGGCCUGAAUAUCAAACUCCUUCUAGGCCAGCAGUGGAGGACUUUAUUUUUUUGUGUGCAAAUGACUGAUGUGAUGUUGAAAACUAAGCCCUGGAGGCUUGUCAUAAAUGUUAACAUAAACAGUUAGAGCUUUAAAACACUGUUAAACGGUCAAUGUAUUGUUUAUAUGUAAUUAUGUGUAUGCAGCUGGAAAAGCUUUGUUAGUUAUUUAUUUUCAUAUGGGCAUUUAUAGACACUGUUUUUUUUAAAUAAAUAUAUCAGAACAAUAA